AAUUUUGUUUCUCUUUUCAGAAAAUGUUCUCUUCGAUAACAAUCCCAUCGAUGUCCGGCUCCUGAUGGCGCUAAAUGGCGCCCACUUGUUCACCCUAAUUGUAACGGCAGGACUCCUCAUUACAACCUGCCCAAGGGCUCAAGAAGACAUAGAAGUCCACUGUCCGGACGUCCAUCAAAACCCAUCGUGUCCCUGUUACAGUUUUGAAGACGGAAUUUUUCUAGAAUGCCCAGCGGCGACAUCAAACUCACUAAGACAAGUUUUAAAAACCGUCCACGGUCCAAUCCAAUCAUUAAGCGUCUACGACCUGGACAAAUCCAUAACGAAAUUGUCGUCAGAUUUUUUCCCAGAUGGAACCGUCAUCAAACAUUUACAAAUUUCCCAAUCGAAUAUCGAGGAAUUACUCGAUGACGCAUUGUUCGUUUUAAAACCGGAAAUUGAAUCGAUUAGUUUAUUAUCGGGACAAUUAAAAGAAAUUCCCCAGAAAGCUUUUAGCGGUUUGCUAAAGUUAAUCGCUUUAGAUUUGGAAUCGAAUGAAAUUUCUGAUUUACCAAGUUAUAGUUUUUACGGGUUAAACUUGAUUAAAUUGAACGUGAAAGGGAAUAAAGUUUUAAAAAUUUCCGAGUAUGGUUUUGCUGGAUUAGAAGGAACUUUAACCGAAUUGGAUUUAUCCGAAAAUCGAUUACAAUAUUUUCCAAUAACAUCAUUAAGGCGAUUGGAUCGAUUAAAAAUAUUAAAAUUAGCUUGGAACGAAAUUAAUAGGAUACAAGAUGAUGGUUACUCAAGAUUGGACGCUUUAUUAUAUUUAGAUUUGAGCUCAAAUAAUUUCGAAGAUUUAGGCGAAGAAUGUUUUAAACCAACCCCGUCCGUAAAAACUUUAAGUUUAUAUUACAACAUCAUCGAAAGCGUCCACCCAAACGCGUUUAUUUCUUUAAUUAAUUUAGAAUCGAUCGAUUUGAGUCAUAAUAAAAUCGUCUUUUUGGAUUCGCAAACGUUUCAAUCGAAUAAAAAUUUGAGGUCGAUCGAUUUAAGUCAUAAUCACAUCCAUUAUAUUAACGGUUUAUUUUCGAGAUUACCAGAACUUAAAGAACUUUUAUUAUCGGAGAAUAACGUCCUUGAAAUACCGUUAGAUGCUUUUACUGAUUCGGAAAAUAUCACGAUUAUUUAUUUACAACAAAACGCAAUAAGACAAAUUCAUCCAAACUCGUUGACAACUUUAAUUAAUUUAUCUCAACUUCAUUUGAGUUCGAAUUUUAUCCCGAUUAUCCCGAAAGAUUUAUUUAUUGAAAAUAAAAAUUUAACAUCGUUAAGUUUAGAUUCAAACUUAAUCGUUGAUUUGGAUCCAGGAACUUUUGAUAAGACCGUGUCUUUAAAAGAGAUUCGGCUUCAUAAUAAUCGUAUCAAAACGAUUUAUCGCGGAGUUUUUGACCCUUUACCGUCGUUGUUAGAGCUUCACCUACAAAAUAAUUUGAUUUCAACGAUUGAUGUUGGCUCAUUUCGAACGUUACAAAGUUUACAGCACGUCAAUUUGCAAGGGAAUGAAAUCGUCGAAUUGGAAGACGUUUUUAUGAGAGAAUCACCGUCGUUAAUUUCAAUACAAUUGGAUUCGAAUCGAAUCGUUUCGUUAAGUAACGAUUCAUUAAAAGGACAAUCGAGCGUUCAAAUAAUGUGGUUAAGUCAUAAUAAAUUAAAAAAAUUAGAUAGGGCUUUAUUUCGGGAUUUAUUAUUGAUACAGAGAGUUUAUUUAAAUAAUAAUAGUAUUAAUACGAUUGAGGAUAAGACUUUCGAACCGAUGCAAGCUUUAAAAUUCCUCGAUUUGAGUAUAAAUCAAUUAAAAGUUAUAACCACGACUACGUUCGCUGAAUUACACGAUUUAGAAGAACUUUAUUUAGCUGGGAAUGGAAUCGAAAUGAUCGAACAGAAAGCUUUGGUUAAUUUGAAAAAGUUAAGGGUUUUAGAUUUAUCGAAUAAUUUAUUGAGUGUUCUCCAAGAGGAUGUUUUUCAAGAACGUUUACCGAUAAGGUUUGAUUUGAAAUUAUAACAAUAAUUUAUAUCUGCCAAAAAGUUUGCAACACCCUUUUGAUUUAUAAAUUUGGC
Onthophagus taurus is the source of this 2097-nucleotide messenger RNA. The record is from RefSeq and is a predicted model, not a curated record. NCBI's taxonomy places the organism in Eukaryota, Metazoa, Arthropoda, Insecta, Coleoptera, Scarabaeidae.